Molecule: messenger RNA, 4360 nt
Organism: Venturia canescens
Lineage: Eukaryota; Metazoa; Arthropoda; Insecta; Hymenoptera; Ichneumonidae
Exons: 11
Coding region: 348-2147 (599 amino acids)
Biological process (GO): nucleoside metabolic process
Molecular function (GO): catalytic activity
Source: RefSeq, a predicted model, not a curated record
CACUAUAGAUUAACGGCAGCGGGGGAGGGGGGGUGAACAGAUUAUUAUCACUACUGCCUCCACUCCCCACUCAUGGUUUUCCUUCGGGCCAUUCAUUGGGCAGGCGAAUUCUCUUCAGUUCAGAAUUUUGAGUUCUCAGUCUCAUUGUCAGUCUCAGUCUACGGCUGUCCGGCUGUCAUUGAGCGUUCUUGGACGAUUCAUUGGAGACGGCAUCUAUUCAUAACGUUCCUCAAUAAUACAAGAAAAAAGUCCCUCGCGCAGCUUCUCUCACAAAGGGUCCAUUGAACUUUUUCCCGUACGGUUUAAACAUUUAUCUAUCCAAAAGAAGUAUAUAUUUGAUAAUCAAGAUGGACGAUCAAAAAAUUGAACACAUUGUGAUGACACCAAAGUCAAAAACAAGCAACUCUACUACACUGAUAAUCGAGAGACAGGCAUUGGAUUCACCAGUCAAAAAUAUUAAUGAAUCCAAUGUUCAUGUGGCGGGUGGAGAUCACAAAGGAAUAGUGAUAAACAAACAGGCAGCGGCUGUGACAAACGGAGUUCAUUGGCCCGCCCAUCUGUGUCUUCAAUUUCGAGUCUUCCUGGUCAGUGCACAGACCGGGAAGCACACUCAGGAAUCUAGGACUCUUCAAUUCUGGUUCAAAAAAAGUCUCCUUGAAAUCGAACAGCCGAGCGUUGCUCAGGAAUUCUUUAGAGAUUUGGUGACUCCUCAAGAAUUUCCAAGAGAUUACGUAGGUUUCAUAAAAAAAAUAAUGAAGCUAAUGCAGCACAAAUUUACAACGAUACAAAAGCUGGAAGUGGAGCUUAAACAAUUGGAGGAUCCAGUGAGUCUUCCAUUACGACCGUUAUCGACCGAUGAAACAAUCAUGGGCCAAAUGGUCGAACUUACGAUGGAAAAAGUAUUGGAGCUCAUCGAAUCUGCUUAUCCAAAUCCGGUUACCAUCGACGAUAUGGUCAAACAAUAUAAUUGGUCGGCGGCAGCGGUAACGUCUAUAAUAAAAGUACUGCAAGAAAAAGGAGUAGUAAAGGCAAUGGAUCACGGAGCUUUUACGAGAGUUGCUCAUCAAGAUACGCAAAUACAGGUCGUUAAACAAAUGCCAACGAUGGUCAGCUCAAAACAACCCACCAUAGCAAUAAUAACUGCUCAAUAUUGUGAAAAACUUGCGGUUGAUUCAAUGAUUGAGAACAAAGAAACUUUUGUUCGUUAUACUACCGUUGGUACCGCGAGUUCUUCCGAUGCUAUCGAUGGAAUCCCACGAGUCAUUUGUCGAUUCGGUGAAUCGAACGUUUACACGUUGGGAAAUAUUGGCGCUCAUCGUAUAGUGUGCACGAAAUUGCCAACUGUGGGACAUACGAGAGAAGCAACGACCGCAGCUGGAAACACAACGACGCGUUUAUUGGGAACGUUUCAAAAAGUUGAUUACGUAUUCUUGGUCGGUGUCGGGGGUGGCGUUCCGCAUUACACCGAUUACAACAAACACGUCAGACUCGGUGAUGUUGUGGUUUCGCAUCCGGCUGAACUGCCAAAAAAAUAUGUAUACGUUUAUUGUGAAAGCGCUAAAUUAAAUGAUACAGGAAGUUAUCAUUUCGAGACGAAAGAAUAUUGUCCGGCGAAUCUGGGACUUCAAGAAAUUGCGGCUAACCUCAAAGUACAGGCCGAAAAAGAUUUUUCAUCACCGUGGCAGGCUUAUUUGAGCGAAGGCUUGGGCAAUCUGAAAAGUCUUCAAUCUGAACAUGAUUUCGAACCACCGCCACCGGAGUCCGAUAGAUUGUAUAUGGCAAUCGGCGAGAGAGAUGUCAUUGAAGUAACUCAUCCAUCAGCUCCGGAAGACUCGACCUAUAAAAGGCUCAAUGGUUGUCCACGAAUCCACUUGGGGACCGUAGCUUCGGGUCGUCAUAUUGCGAGGGACGAUCAGCUGCGACAAAAAUUUGCUACGCGUUUCGGAGCUCUUGCGUUCGAUGCCGAAAUGGAUGCCGUCGUUGAGAGCAUACUUGGAAAUUGUCGCGACAGUUUUGCCGUUGUCCGGGGCAUUUCUGAUUACAAGGAUGGUUCGCGUGCCAAGGAAUGGCAGCCGUAUGCCUCGUUGGCAGCGGCUAGUGUCGUCAAAUCCAUCAUUUGCGCUAUGGAUCCACCGACGAACGUUUAAAAUCAAAGUUAAGGAAAAAAGUUUCAUUGGAGCUUAUAUCGUUGAAAUGUAUCAAAAAUAUUUCUCAUCAAUUUUAAAUUUCUUCAUUAUGAAAUCCGCGAAUUGUUUCGCUCCCAAUGUUCCUCUACGUUUUACCGUGAGAAGGUUCGUAGAUCAUUUUCCAUGGGAAUUUUCUAUUUGCAUAUGUUCAGAAAAAAAAAAUCAAAACAAAGAGUUGCAUUUUUACGAUAUAAUAUUCAAUACUGCAAAGCGAUGGAACAAAACGAUCAUUGUUCGACUAUAUAAUGGUCAAUGAUGGCCAAGAAUGAAAGCUGAGCUAAAAAUCUGUGAAGGUGCGAUAGUUUGAAAAUUAACACGAGUUUGAUCAAAGACACAUUCCUUCAUAGAAACGUUAUUUAAAACGUUACCGUUCAUUGAAAAGAAAAAAAAAUGCGAAACAAAUAGUCACUGGUGAAUCACGCAGAAAGUAUGUUAGUCAUAUAAUCGAUAAAAAUCGAUGAAUCGUUACAGUAAAUGAAUAUUUAAAUGUUUACGAUGAUGAAAAUCAUCAAUUACGUUUAGCAAGAAAAAGAUAUAGGAAAAGACUACUCCUGGUUAUUGAAUGUUCACAAAAACCAUGACAUUGACGUUUGCAUCGUCGAAGCGUAACGAACAAUCGUUCAACUUAUUUAUUUAUAAAUCUGUACGUUUUUUUGUUUCUCAUAAAACUGAUCAACUUUCAUAAACCAAAAUUGAAGAAAAAUUUCAGCCUCUAGCGAAAUGGUACAGGACAAUGUACAAUUAUAAACGAUACAGACUUCAAUGUCAGGGAAACAAGGACCACCAGAUAUAUUUCAAUUUCAUUCCACAAUCGUGUUCCGCAUUAAAGCUGUCGUCUAUAUAAUAUUGAUGGGCUGUUACAAUACAUCUCGUGUGCCAGAAAGGUUUUACAAAAAAACCUGAUAUACUGCCAUAUCUCUAUAGUUAGCUGUUCACUCAUAAAUUGUUGCGAAAAUAAUCUUUUUAAGGUUUUUCAAAGAUUAUUUUACUUGAAAUGGAGUGUUUUUUUUCUCUCUUUUUUCAAGGACGCGUAUUCGUUUCGCGAAAAUGCUAUCCGAGGCACAGGGUAGAGAAUAGAAACGUGAUAUAAAUUUAGACAAAGAGAGAAAGGAAUAAGUGCUGAAAGCUCGAUUAUGAACGUCGUUGAAAAAAAGGCCGCACAAUUUUAAGGGAUAGUAAAUAGAGUAUUGAAUACGAAGCAUUUUUCCCCUCGGCCAAUACGUGGCGUGCGUUUGAAUAGUCUCGAGUUUUGUUGUUGGAAAUGGCAAACGGGAAAGGAAUGCAAAAAAAAAAAAAAAUGUUAUCUUAAGAACUGAGACGCGCUAGUCAGGUUGCUAUACUGUUUUUACGACAGCCGCUGGUUGGCUAAUUAUUUAAUUUUUUAUUCGAUACUUCCUGUAAUAAUUGAAUUUAUAAGUAUGUUUCUCCAAUAUUAUUUAUUUAUUUAUUUAUUUAUUUAUUUGUUUAUUUGUUCACGAGUUCUUAAGAUCCAUACGAAACGUUUAUGAUUUCAUUUCCAAUUAACCGAGCGCCACACGUCCCGAAUUGAGUACGUUCCAAAUUGUGAAAUUCAAAUCAAAUGAUGAAAGCACUUGUUGCAUGGUUGCGAAGACAAAUUUUAACAGAGAUUAAAGUUAUAAUGAUCAUAUGAUAAACAAGAAAAACAUAAAAAAAUCCUAUCUAUUAGUGUAUUGAUACAUACAGAUCACAGAUAUAUCGUAAAAUAGAAUUAAUUGUUGAAAAAUCGCGAAUGAAUAUGCGUAUGAAUAAAUAAUAAUAAUCAUCGGACCUUCGAAGGCUGCCAGUCCGGGCCGACUAUGGUGAAACCGUAUUCAAUUGAGUUUUGCAAUUUCUUAGAGUUAAAUUUCUAUAUACAAUUCGCUCCGCGAAGAAAAAAAAAUAUAAAAAUAUAAAAAAAAAAAAAAAAAACAAAACUUUCCAUUCAUAUCGCACAAAGAUUGUUUUUUUAGAAAUUGCAAAAAACGUGCAAUUUUUUAGGUUCACACCAUUUUGACGUCUCCCAAUGGACCAAUUGACGUUAAAAUAAAGAUGGAAAAAAUGAACAUUCGAUAUGCAUUUAAAUUUGAUAAGUUUUUAUUUAUGCUUUCGAACACUGUACGCGUCAUGAGAUUUAGAUUUUUCUUUUGAUGACAAUAAUACAAAUUUGAAAAUUC